AUGGAGUCUGGUCCGGUGAUCCUGCUGGUAGCAGCCGUGCUGAUAGCCACGUGUGUCUUCAUCCUAAGUCCCAUCACAUGCCUGGCCAUUUUAAAAACUCCAAGUCUGAGACACAACCACUCCAACCUCUUCCUGCUCAACCUGGGGUUGGUCGACAUGCUGCUCAUGGUGCUGGUCAUAGCCUUCAACGUGUUUGCACUGUUGGACGUGAGAGAUAAUCAGACUGCUUGCGUCAUUUCCAUUGUGGCAUUUGGUACCAUGGUGAUGGCGUCUCUACUGUCCAGCUUCGCCAUCGCCGUGGACAGAUUUCUGUUUAUUCACAAAGCUAUCACUUACAACAUCAUUGUCACGCAAGGGAGAGUACUCAAGACAGUUGCAGUAAUAUGGAUCGUCUCCCUUGUAAACGGAUUAAUUCCUCUCUUAGGAGAUCUGACUAAGACGGAUGCCUGUAUACACCCAGCAACUAAAGCCCUGUGCUUGCAGGGUAUUUUAAUUGUCUCCCUGUUUCUAACGACAGGAGUUAUCUCCGUUUGUCUGUACGGAAAAUUAUUUUUUAUAAUUAGACAACACAAUCACGUGCUGGAGACUCACGCGCGGGCCCACUGUCGCACGCACGACUGCAAGAAACAAGCCUGCCGGAUCAAAUCUCGUCUGGGAGAGUGUCAUUUCCAGCAGGUGUCGUUGCCGUCGUCGCUAAGUUACACGCGGAGUGAAACGUUUGAUACAGAAGAUUCUAGAACAAGUCUGAUGGCAAAGUGUGAAACGAGACCUGCACCCCUCACGACACUGAAUGGAAUAGACCAGAGCGUUAAAUUUUCAUUGAGUUUGGACUCUCCUGACCAGACAAAGGUCACGAAAGAUGAGCGGGAAGACUGUACGUCUGCUGCUAAAGCUACCUUGUGGAGUUGGAUCAAAGUCCAGUCCUGCGGCCUCUACAGACGACGAUUAAAACGAGACAACGCCUCCAUAUCGAGAGAGUCAACAUUUGUCAGUUUCCACGUCCCCUCGCCAGAGGACAGGGCAAAUGUAGACCAGGAUGACAACAUAGACAGGGCCAAUGUAGACCAUCAUGACAACAUAGACAGGUCGACUCUAGACCAGGAUGACAACAUAGACAGGACGACUCUAGACCAGGGAUGA
This is a messenger RNA of Physella acuta, 1140 nucleotides long. Its product is annotated as cannabinoid receptor type 1B-like. NCBI's taxonomy places the organism in Eukaryota, Metazoa, Mollusca, Gastropoda, Physidae. Gene Ontology annotation, cellular component: plasma membrane. Gene Ontology annotation, molecular function: G protein-coupled receptor activity. Gene Ontology annotation, biological process: adenylate cyclase-activating adrenergic receptor signaling pathway; positive regulation of MAPK cascade. The record is from RefSeq and is a predicted model, not a curated record.